AGCCAGCAGGAGGCGCGGGUGUGUGAAGUGACAAGUCGGUACCAAAGCGCUCGGCCGCCGGGGGCUGAGACGGUGGAAAAAAAGCAUCAAGAGCAGACAGCCAGAAAUUCUUGUUGAGCUGAUUCACCUGUGGACUGAAUCUGAGAAUCUUGCUUCUCCUCCCAAUUGCUUUAGAUGCAACAUAUUCGAGCUCCAUUUAGUUGAACAGCUUCCUUUGAGCAGUACGUGAUGGUUGGGUGAGAUUCAGGUCCUGUUACAGUGAAACAACUUGCCCUACUUUCCCCAGUGACGGUAUAAGCCAUUAGGAUGCCGCCACCAUCGGAUAUUGUGAAAGUGGCCAUUGAAUGGCCAGGGGCCUUUCCAAAGCUGAUGGAAAUUGAUCAGAAAAAACCUUUAGCUUCAAUUAUACGGGAGGUCUGUGAUGGUUGGUCUCUGGCAAACCCUGAAAACUAUGCUCUGCAGUAUGCAGAUAGCACAAACUUUUACAUCACAGAGAAGAAUCGGAAUGAAAUUAAAAAUGGGGCAAUCCUUCGAUUGGCAGCAUCUCCGACUCAAACAGCGCAGGGGCUGCAUGAGAGGAUUCAGUCUUCCAGCAUGGAUGCCAAGUUAGAAGCACUGAAAGAUUUGGCGAAUCAUUCCCGAGACAUUACCUUCGCUCAGGAGUUCAUCAACCUCGAUGGUAUCUCCCUCCUAACACAGAUGGUGGAAAGUGGAUCUGAACGUUAUCAGAAACUGCAGAAGAUUAUGAAGCCAUGCUUUGGGGAUAUGCUGUCAUUCACAUUGACUGCGUUCGUUGAGCUCAUGGACCAUGGAAUUGUCUCCUGGGAUACAUUCUCUGUGGCUUUCAUCAAAAAGAUAGCGAGUUAUGUGAACAAAUCUGCCACGGAUGUAUCUGUAUUACAACGGUCGCUAGCAAUCUUGGAAUCAAUGGUAUUGAACAGCUAUGAUCUCUACCAGAAGGUGGCACAAGAGAUCACUAUUGGCCAGCUAAUGCCACAUCUACAAGGGUCGGAUCCUGACAUUCAGACUUACACGAUCGCGGUGAUAAAUGCACUCUUCCUUAAAGCCCCUGAUGACAAGAGACAGGAAAUAGCAAAUAUCUUGGCCCAGAAACAGCUGCGUUCCAUUAUUUUAAGUCAUGUCAUUCGUGGAACCCGAACCAUUCAGACUGAAAUGGCCCACCAGCUGUAUGUUCUUCAAGUACUCACUUUUAACCUUUUGGAGGACCGAAUGAUGACUAAGAUGGAUCCACAGGAUCAAUCCCAAAGGGAUAUCAUAUUCGAGCUGCGCAGGAUUGCUUUUGAUGCUGAUUUGGAACCUACUAACAGUGGCAGUAUUGAGAAGCGAAAGUCUAUGUACACCAGAGAUUAUAAGAAACUGGGUUUCAUUAAUCAUGUAAAUCCAGCCAUGGAUUUUACAGAGACUCCACCUGGGAUGCUGGCCCUCGACAACAUGCUGUAUUUUGCGAAGCACCAUCAAGAUGCUUACAUUCGGAUUGUACUGGAGAAUAGCAGUCGAGAAGACAAGCAUGAGUGCCCAUUUGGCCGUAGUAGCAUUGAGCUCACCAAGAUGCUGUGCGAAAUCCUGAAAGUGGGAGAACUUCCCAGUGACACCUGCAAUGAAUUUCACCCCAUGUUUUUUACCCAUGACCGAUCAUUUGAGGAGUUUUUCUGCAUCUGCAUCCAGCUGUUAAAUAAGACUUGGAAGGAAAUGAGAGCAACGUCUGAGGACUUCAACAAGGUGAUGCAAGUUGUAAAGGAGCAGAUCACAAGAGCACUGACAACCAAGCCUAACUCACUGGAUCAGUUCAAGAGCAAGUUGCAGAACCUGAGUUAUACUGAGAUCCUGAAAAUCCGGCAAUCUGAGAGGAUGAACCAGGAAGACUUCCAGUCUCGUCCAAUCAUUGAACUCCGAGAGAAGAUUCAGCCUGAAAUCCUGGAACUGGUCAAACAACAGCGGCUAAACCGGCUUUGUGAAGGAACCUGUUUCAGGAAGAUCAGUAGCCGGCGGAGACAAGAUAAAUUCUGGUAUUGUCGCCUUUCGCCAAACCACAAAGUCUUGCAUUAUGGAGACCAGGAGGAGAGCCCUCAGGGAGAGGUGCCCCAUGAAUCUUUACAGGACAAGUUACCAGUGGCUGAUAUCAAAGCUAUUGUGACCGGAAAGGAUUGUCCGCACAUGAAAGAAAAAGGUGCCCUUAAACAAAAUAAGGAAGUGUUAGAACUCGCCUUCUCUAUACUGUAUGACCCAGAUGAUUCCUUGAAUUUCAUUGCUCCUGACAAGCACGAAUACUGCGUGUGGACAGAUGGACUGAAUGCUCUACUCGGGAAGGAGAUGAUGAGCGAGCUGACAAAGAAUGACCUCGACACGCUCCUCAGCAUGGAGAUGAAGCUUCGCCUUCUCGACCUAGAGAAUAUUAAAAUUCCGGAAGCCCCACCUCCGAUCCCCAAGGAGCCAAGCAACUAUGACUUUGUUUAUGACUGUAACUAGACAGGGUCACAGCUGUGAGAAUAAACUGGAACCAGCAGUAACUGGAGCUAUCAUCUUCCCCUAUUGUUCUCUCUGUUAUCUAUAUAUCUUCCUGUUACCUUUUGGCUUCUGCUAAUCUUUAACUAGACCAAGUUGUUUUCUAAUUUCUGGGCAUUAUUUGGUGGAAAAAGCCCUUGUAUUUCUGUGCCACUGCAAGUAGUGACCCAGCUGCAGUGUUACCUUCACUGGGAAUGGGACCAUUUCUCAGACAUUCUCAUGGUUGAUACAACUUGUUGCAAAUGAUAUUUUUGCCAAAAGUUUGUUGUGGCAGGACUUCAUGAGAAUGCACAUCACUCUUUCUCAUCAGAGUGGUGAAAGGCAUCAGGGGUAUAAUGAGAGGAGGCAGAUCAUGCGUAUAUGUGUUUAUGUGUGUAUAAACCCUUGUGCACAUGUUUAUCAAAAAUGGAAAAUCAGCCUGUGUUCAUUCAGGAAGCUAGAAAUCAGUUUGAUCUAGGGCUAUUAAUAUCUCAAUUUGCAUUCCUUUUAAGGUCUGACCUUCCAGCCACACAUUUUGCUUGAUAGUAAAAUGUAUAUUAUGAUGCCAGUAAUGUCAGAGCUCAUUAAUGUGUACCAUACUUAAAAGGAAAGAGUAAAUUUGUAUCAGACUAAACAUAUGGUCAUGGCUUUGGCUCUAUGUAGAGUAAGAUACUGGAUUCUGUAUUACAUAGUGAUGAUUCGUGAAAUAUGCCAAGCAGCCAGUAUUACGUCACUGUUGUGUCAUUAUGAUGUUAGAGAAUAAUUUACCAGGAAACAUUUUAUAUAUGUAAAAAAAAACUGUUUUACCAUUUUUAGCCUCUUACAUAUAUAUUUAAUGGAAAAUGCACAUCUGUGUGUUGUUGAAGUGUU
Molecule: messenger RNA, 3372 nt
Organism: Hemiscyllium ocellatum (epaulette shark)
Lineage: Eukaryota; Metazoa; Chordata; Chondrichthyes; Orectolobiformes; Hemiscylliidae
Gene: elmo1
Product: engulfment and cell motility 1 (ced-12 homolog, C. elegans)
Exons: 23
Coding region: 307-2487 (726 amino acids)
Biological process (GO): actin filament organization; cell motility
Cellular component (GO): guanyl-nucleotide exchange factor complex; plasma membrane
Source: RefSeq, a predicted model, not a curated record